AUGAGCAGACGCAACAAAAGCAGGCUCGUUGUAGACCUGGAUGACGAGGUUGAGUUUGUGACCAAGGUAGCUAAGCAGACCACUAGGGGAGUACGCUAUGUGGACGUACCUUUGCCCAUGCCCACAGGUUCAAACGUGCCAUUGCCUUCCAAAAGUCCAUCGAAGGCUCCAGCUUCAGGCUCCUUGUUUAACUUGGAUGAUGGCGACGUCCUGGGCAACAUAGGUGUGCCGAUUCAGCUGGAUCUGGCGGCUCGGAAGACAAAGACCCAGAAUGACUUCAUGAGGGACUGGAUACCCCACCGUGAUGACUAUCUUCAUGCCAUUGUCGAGAUGGAAGCCUCGCCUGAGCCCAGAAACUGUGCGGAAUGCAAGGUUGGCGAGGGACGCCAUCAGCAUGCUCCUUUCCAUCGGAUAGAGCAUUGGCAGGGUCAGUAUUUUAAGCCGACAUCACUGUAUCGGGUUGGCGUCUGCAUCCAUUUGGGGCAUGGCGGAGAUCCCUGCCCUCUGGGCGCCUUCACAGCACAUAACAACCCUGUGCCGGUGGUGGCCCCGGGGUCCAAUUUCUGGAAUGCCUCCAAUGAAGACCUAAAUGCACAUGAUGGCGAGGUCUCAGAUGAUGGUGCGGUCCCAUUCAACUUUGCACCUCUGGCAGGCACCCUUGACGGUGAAGCAAGGCAAACCGACAAUGCUCCCGAUCCCACUUGGGAGGAAGAUGUGCCACCGGUGCUCUCCCGGCCACCUCGCCGUGAUAGUUACGGGAAUCAGAUCAUAGUCAUUGUCGACAUCUCUGGCGUUCACCAUAUCAGCGUUGACUGA
Sparassis crispa is the source of this 816-nucleotide messenger RNA. RefSeq lists its product as hypothetical. The transcript is spliced from 3 exons. Lineage: Eukaryota; Fungi; Basidiomycota; Agaricomycetes; Polyporales; Sparassidaceae. Bases 1 to 816 code for a protein of 271 amino acids. The record is from RefSeq and is a predicted model, not a curated record.